This is a messenger RNA of Carica papaya (papaya), 606 nucleotides long. It is a transcript of the gene MKK10, whose product is annotated as MAP kinase kinase 10. Lineage: Eukaryota; Viridiplantae; Streptophyta; Magnoliopsida; Brassicales; Caricaceae. Gene Ontology annotation, molecular function: ATP binding; protein serine/threonine kinase activity. Gene Ontology annotation, biological process: protein phosphorylation. The record is from RefSeq and is a predicted model, not a curated record. Gene Ontology annotation, cellular component: cytoplasm.
UAAAAAUUGCAGAUUUUGGGGUGAGUAAGAUCAUGGCGGGGAGUGGGUGUACGUGGGAGACAUGUAUGGGGACAUGUGCGUAUAUGAGUCCUGAGAGGGUGGAUCCUGAAAGAUGGAGUGAUGGAUCGAGCAACAGUAAUGCAGGGUUUGCAGGGGAUGUUUGGUCGCUGGGGGUGGUGGUGUUGGAAUGUAUGGUGGGUCAUUAUCCAUUGAUUAGGGUUGGGGAGAAGCCCGACUGGGCUGCUUUGGCUUACUCUAUAUGCUUCGAGGACAGGGUGGAGAUGCCGGAGAAAGCUUCUGUUGAGUUUGGAAAUUUUGUCAGGGUAUGUUUGGAGAAGGAUUGGAGGAAGAGAGCCACUGUAGAUGACCUUCUUCUUCAUCCUUUUCUCAAAAACAGUUGUGAGAAGCGCAGCAGAUCAGUAUUAGCUCUUAAUAAAACCAUCACUCUGGAUAAUAGAAGAUAGAGUUCAUACAGAUAUAUAUAUAUAUAUACUCUAUAGUUCUUGCUAUUCUAAUUUUCUAAGAAACAUUUUGGGAUCAUCAUGUUGCGGUUUGAUUUGAAUUUUACUGCAAUUGUUUUCUUCUUGUCUUUUCCAGGAUGUUGAU